CUGCUGCAGUUUCUACAGGAAUUCUCACAGCAGACGAUCUCUAGGACCCACGAAAUCAAGAAACAAGUAGACGGACUAAUUCGAGAGACCAAAGCCACCGACUGUCGCCUGCACAAUGUCUUCAAUGACUUCCUCAUGCUGUCUAAUACCCAGUUCAUUGAGAAUCGUGUAUAUGAUGAAGAAGUGGAGGAGCCGGUACUCAAACCUGAGGCAGAAAAGACAGAACAGGAGAAGACCCGGGAACAGAAAGAAGUAGAUCUGAUUCCUAAAGUCCAGGAGGCCGUGAACUACGGUUUACAAGUUUUAGACAGUGCAUUUGAGCAACUUGAUAUCAAAGCUGGAAACUCCGACUCUGAAGAAGAUGAUGCCAAUGAGCGGGUGGAACUGAUCCUUGAACCGAAGGAUCUAUACAUUGACCGUCCUUUACCUUACUUAAUCGGGUCAAAGCUCUUCAUGGAGCAAGAAGACGUAGGGCUUGGAGAGCUGUCCAGUGAAGAAGGUUCUGUAGGCAGUGAUCGUGGCAGUAUCGUGGACAGUGAAGACAAAGAAGAGGAGUCUGAUGAAGAUUUUGCCAAUCCUAGUGACAAUGAUCAGAACCGGCAGACUGUACAAAUGAGUGAUGAAGAAGAGGAUGAUGACCUUUUUGCUGACUCUGAGAAGGAGGAAGAAGAUAUUGAGGAUGUUGAAGAAAAUAGCAGACCUAAAAGAAACAGACCUACGUCAUUUGCUGAUGAGCUGGCAGCUCGGAUCAAGGGGGAUGCUGGGAGCCGAGCCGAAGAGCAGCCGACAGGUGAAGCGAAACCUCAGAAAACAUUGAAAGAGAAGAGGGAAAGGAGAACUCCUUCAGAUGAUGAAGAAGACAACUUAUUUGCACCCCCGAAGCUGACUGAUGAAGACUUCUCGCCAUUUGGCUCUCGAGGUGGCCUGUUCAGUGGAGGGAAGGGACUGUUUGAUGAUGAGGAUGAGGAGAGUGACCUCUUCACGGAAGCCCCCCAGGAGCGGCCAGCUGGCGCCUCUGCUCGUGAAGAAUCUUCAUCCUCCAAACCUGGAAAGAAAAUCCCAGCAGGAGCGGUUUCUGUAUUUUUAGGGGACACUGAUGUGUUUGGUGUCACCUCUACUGCAUCUCUCGAGGAGCCCCAGAAGAUGGAGCAGCCCAUUCCAGGGAAAAGCCCAGGCCUCCCAGCUCCUGCCGGCCUUUUUGAUGAUGACGAUGAUGACGAUGACUUUUUUGCGGCCUCGGCCUCACGCAGCAAACCUUCCAAGACAGACAAAGUCAGAUCCACUACGGACAUAUUUGACGAGGACGACGGAGAGCUGUUCAGAGAAAAAGCAGCUUUGCCGGGAGCUGCUGCGAACCAGACAGAUGAGAGGAAAGCAAGAGCAGAAGGAAAGGUUGCCCUUCCUCCUAGCAAGAAUGUCAAGCUCUUGCCAGAGACCAAGAUUCAAAAAGGUUUAUUUUCAGAUGAAGAGGACUCUGAGGAUUUGUUUUCUUCUCAAAACACGAGUAAGUUAAAAGGUGCAUCUUCGCUGCCUAGCAAGCCCCCUGUGUCGGUCUCCCUGUUCGAUGAUGAAGAUGAAGAGGAUAAUCUUUUUGGGGCUACAGCUGCUAAGAAGCAGACUGCAUCUCUGCAAACUCAGAGUCAAGAGAAAGCAAAACCCCUUGAACCAUCCAGAAAGAAAGCAUCUGCCUUAUUGUUCAGUAGUGAUGAGGAGGAUCAGUGGAAUAUUACUGAUUCACAGACAAACUCAGCUUCUGACAACAGAUCCAAGGGAGAACUUGGGGAUUCUGGGACUGUCCAGGGCCAAGAGGCCAAGGCUGUGAAAAAGACAAGUCUUUUUGAGGAGGAUGAUGAAGAUGAUUUAUUUGCUAUUGCUAAGGACAGCCAAAAGAAGACCCAGAGAGCAUCACUCCUUUUUGAAGACGACGCUGACAGUGGAAGCUCUCUGUUCGGCUCUCCUCCCGCAUCUGCUCCUCCUGCAGCAACGAAAAAAGAGACCAUCUCUGAGGUUCCACCUUUGCUGUUCAGCGAUGAAGAAGAGGAGGCACAGUUGAGAGUGGAAUCCGAGGAUAAGAAGGUUGAGAGUGUCAGAGAGUCACCGGAGCUUGGGAGAGCCCAUGAGACUGAGGAGUCAGAACAGAAAGGACUUUUGACUGUGUCUGCACAGGAAGCAGUCAAGCAUUCUGAUUUGUUUUCUUCAUCGUCUUCACUGGACAAGGGAACCAAGGGGAGAACCAAAACUGUUCUUAGCUUAUUCGAUGAGGAAGAAGACAAAACGGAAGAUCAAAACAGCACUCGGGCUCCCCAGAAAGAUACAGGAAGGGGUCCCAGUCCUGAUGCUCGCCCCAAGAGCACAGGUGUCUUCCAGGAUGAAGAGCUCCUUUUCAGCCACAAGCUUCAAAAGGACAAUGACCCAGAUGUUGACCUUUUUGCCGGUACCAAAAGAUCCAGGCUGUUAGAGCCCAGCCUUGGGAGCCUGUUUGGGGAUGACGAAGAUGAUGAUCUUUUCAGCUCUGCCAAGUCCCAGCCUUUGGUACCAGAAAAAAAGAAGGUAGUAAAAAAAGACCACUCUGUUUCUUCUAAGAACCAGAAACAUCCUGAAUCCACUCAAAGUAGCAAAGAAAAAGGCAUCUGGAAACCAGAGACACCUCAGGACUCGCCAGGUCUUGCUCCAUUUAAAACCAAAGAGCCAUCCACUCGGAUCGGGAAAAUACAAGCAAAUAUAGCAAUUAACCCAGCAGCUUUGCUGCCUGCAGCGGCUCCCCAGAUCUCUGGAGUGAAGUCCAUUUGGCCGGAGUUGGCUUUUCCUUCAUCUGAACCUGCAAGGAGCCACGGUCCAGAAAGUUCACCCUCCCUUCCUGAGAGCGGGGAGGCUGGUGUGAGUUUUGAUCAUCCAGCUCAGGUGGACACUCUGCACAGCGCAAACAAGAGCCGUGUCAAAGUGAGAGGGAAGCGCAGACCACAGACCCGUGCAGCUAGGCGGUUGGCUGCCCAGGAGUCCAGCGAGACUGAGGACAUGAGUGUGCCCAGAGGACCUGUCACAGAAUUGGCAGAUGGGGCCAUUUCACCAGAUGGUCUUCAGCCCCAGCACCGAGUAGCCAGUGGAGAAGACAGUGGGGCCCCUGCCACUCUACCUUGGGAAGGCGACCCUGUGCCUGGAGGGGACAGAAGCCCCUUUGUAAAAUCUCUGGGUCAGCCUGGAGGUGACGCUGACCUUUUUGAUUCUGGGGACAUCUUUUCCAAGGGCACUAGGUCUCAGUCUACAGAGAGGACAAAAGCCAAGGCGAAGGCCGUGGAUUCCCUGGCCCACCCAACAGGGGGCAGGAAAGGAAAGAGCCCCGGGUUUCCCGCUCUCAGUGAGGCAGGGAGUGAUGACGACCUGUUUCAGCCCGUUAAACCAAACCCUGCAAAGAAAGCAAAUCCAUUUCCUCUCCUGGAAGAUGAGGAUGAUCUCUUUAUAGAGCAGAAAGGCAAGAAGAAGGAGUCAAAACCCAGCAGUCAGCGGGAAGCCAUGUCACAAACGCAAGAUCUCUUUGAGGAUGAUAUAUUUGCAACAGAAGCAAUUAAACCCUCACUAAAAACAAGAGAGAAGGAGAGAACAUUGGAAUCAAACAUAUUUGAUGAUAACAUUGAUAUCUUUGCUGACCUAACUGUAAAACCAAAAGAAAAGCCCAAAAAGAAAGUGGGAGCUAAGUCUAUUUUCGAUGACGAUAUGGAUGAUAUCUUCUCCUCUGGUAUCCAGGCUAAGACAACCAAACCAAAAAGCCGAUCUGCACAGGCAGCAGAACCAAGAUCUGAACACAAAGUGUCCAACAUAUUUGACGAUCCCCUGAACGCCUUUGGAGGCCAGUAGAGCAUGCAGGGUACCCCAUCUCACCCUUCAGCUAUGUCCUUGAGCUAGUGAUGUUGUCUUUUAUGCUCCUCGUCCUAACUGGUUUACAAAAAGCAAAUACUGAAACAAGCUCAUCUUUUUACCCACUGUACUUAGUAUUUUCUGCACAAUCAUGCUUAAUACUGUAAAACAAAAUAAAUGUUUCACAAUGGUU
Molecule: messenger RNA, 4045 nt
Organism: Tupaia belangeri chinensis (Chinese tree shrew)
Lineage: Eukaryota; Metazoa; Chordata; Mammalia; Scandentia; Tupaiidae
Gene: WASHC2C
Product: WASH complex subunit 2C
Biological process (GO): retrograde transport, endosome to Golgi; protein localization to endosome
Cellular component (GO): early endosome; WASH complex
Molecular function (GO): phosphatidylinositol phosphate binding; retromer complex binding
Source: RefSeq, a predicted model, not a curated record